AUGGAUGCUCUAAUACUAGACGAAAAAAUAAGGAUGUACGCGCUCAUCCCAAUUUUUAUAAUUGUUGUUUUGGUUUGCAUAAUUAAAAGUAACUUAGGUCAAAUGGUUCGACCUACCAUCAAGGUGGAUACUGAAAAAUUAAGGCAAAAUAAUUUCCUAGCAAGGUACACAUACCUGAAAGUGAAUCAUGGAUUUAUUUCCCCAGUUGCAUUUUUAAGUCGAAAAUAUUUUUUUAACAAACCACAAGGUGGCUUCUUUAAUGAUUUGCCAGAACAACUUAAUCCAUUCGAUGCAUUGUUAAAACAAGACCCCUCAGACUUGUUUGGAAUGAUGAAAAAUCAAAUUCCCUUUCUGGUGCUACAGUUAGGGCUAGGGUUUUUAAUAAACCUCUUUUUUUCUGGAUAUCUAGUGGCUAAAAUACCUUUUCCCCUAACUUACAAAUUCAAAUCUACUUUGCAAAUGGGUAUGGAUAUAGAAUUACUGGACAUGAAAUUUGUAUCUUCCUUGUCAUGGUACUUCCUUGUCAUGUUUGGGUCAAGUGGUUUAAUAAGCAUCAUUGACUAUUUUGUUCUUCAUGACAAGGAUAGAUCGCAAAAUAAUCCAAUGGACAAUUUGAUGGCAACCCAAAAUCCUUUAGCGAAACAACCAGCAAAUAUGAAUAAUAUACCGGACAUGAAAAAGUUUUACGACAAAAAGAAAGCAGAGCUGGAGAAUGUGAGGUAUAAAUUUUGGCUGGAGAAUAUCGAAUACAAUCUUAUAGAAAACUGGAAAUAA
Messenger RNA from Plasmodium gonderi, 774 nucleotides. RefSeq lists its product as hypothetical. Gene Ontology annotation, biological process: protein folding in endoplasmic reticulum. NCBI's taxonomy places the organism in Eukaryota, Apicomplexa, Aconoidasida, Haemosporida, Plasmodiidae. Bases 1 to 774 code for a protein of 257 amino acids. The transcript is spliced from 7 exons. The record is from RefSeq and is a predicted model, not a curated record. Gene Ontology annotation, cellular component: membrane; EMC complex.